This is a messenger RNA of Schistocerca nitens (vagrant locust), 161 nucleotides long. RefSeq names its product negative elongation factor E-like. The annotation marks the transcript as partial. The record is from RefSeq and is a predicted model, not a curated record. The transcript has 4 exons. NCBI's taxonomy places the organism in Eukaryota, Metazoa, Arthropoda, Insecta, Orthoptera, Acrididae.
GGGCCAGGAGAGAGAGAGACAGGGAGAGAGAAAGGGGCCAGAAUAGAGAGAGACAGGGGCCAGGAGAGAGAGACAGGGGCCAGGAUAGAGAGAGACAGGGCAGAGAGAGAGACAGGGAGAGAGACAGGGGCCAGGAUAGAGAGAGACAGGGGCCAGGAUAG